Molecule: messenger RNA, 2025 nt
Organism: Paramecium tetraurelia
Lineage: Eukaryota; Ciliophora; Oligohymenophorea; Peniculida; Parameciidae
Exons: 3
Source: RefSeq, a predicted model, not a curated record
AUGUUAAAAUUGGAGAACUUCAAAUAAACAUCAUUCAAGUAACCAAUAAUCAACAGCCCUCGGUCUAUUGAGGCUUGCCGUUUAUGUGGAAUUUUACCCGAGGAACUAAUUUCAAUUGGUAUAAAGGAACUCAAAAGGAGGAAUCCAGAAUUGCGAUUGAAUAAGUAAGGAUGGGAGAUUAUGUGGUAACAUCAUGAAAUAAGAAGAUAAGAGAAACUAAAGGCUUGUCUUGAGGCAAGAUAGUAAUUAAUUGAUGCAGGAUUUAAUUUCAAUAAUUAAGAAGAGGAAUAAUAAGUUGAGGAAAACUCAGAUCAAUUAUAAGUUAGUCAAAACUAAUAGGAAUUAGAGAAAAUCUAAUGGAGACAAUAAAAAGAGAUCCAAUAAAUGCUGGAGCAUGAAAGAAAGUAAUAAGAGAUUAGGGAAAGAAAUGAGUCAAAGUAACGAUAGAUGCAAGAGAGAUAAUAGAGAAGAGAGGAUUAAUUGAGGUAGAGUAGAGUAAAGUAAGAAUAUGAUAGAGUAUAAAGAGAGAGAGACAGAUAACUAAAAUAGUAACGGGAAGAAUAAAAAUUAAAAAAAUUUGCUAAAUAACAAUAUAAAAAAGAAUUACACAGAGUUCAAUUAGAAUAAUUAAGAUAGAAAAAAUUACAAUAGGAGUAUAGAAAAAGAGAGGAGGAGAGGAAGUAGAGACAAUAAUUAUUUAAAGAUUAAAUGCAAGAAAUAUAAUUGAGACAUGAAAUGGAAUUGUAGGUUAAGAGACAAAUUAUGGAAAUGAAAGAUAGAGAGAGAUUAGAAAAGCAGGAAUAAUCAAGGUAGGAGAAAAUUCAGGCUUCUUAAUAGGCCUAAUUUGAAUUGAAAUUUAAAUUACAGGCUGCAAAAUAGCUUUAAAUGGAAAAAUUAGAAAGAUUGAGAGAAUAAUUUGAUGAAAAAUAAAGAAAAAUAGAGGAGAGAAGAUCAGAAUUUGAGAGAUAGAAAGAAUAGAAAAUAAUCGAAAAUUAUAUUAAUGCUUAGCAACAUUAAGAUAAAAUGAGACAAGUUAUUGAAAAAGUGCAAAAUUAGGAAGAACAAAAAUAUUAUGAUUAUUAACAGAAAUAGGAAAUUGUAAAUUAAAGAAAAAAGCAAUUAGAAUUUGAAAAAAUAAAGGAUUAUUUGAUUAAAAGAUAACAACAAGAGGAGAAGGAAUAGCAUAGAAUUGAUGCAAUUUAGAAUGCUGCAAAAAAUCAAUAAGUCAGAGCCAUGGAAUUAAACAAUAGAUUAAUAGAAAAAGAAUAAAUGCUUUUAGAAAAGUAAAUGGAAAAGUAAUAACUUUAAGAACAAAUUAAAUUAUAAGAAAUUCUAAAAAUGAAAGAUAAAAAGGAAGCUUUGGAACGAUUGUAGAGAAAACAAGAGUAUGAAAAAGAAAUUUUAAGAUAAAAAAUAGAAGAGAAAAUGAGAAGAACUGAAAAUCUACAAUUAUAAAAGAGCAGAGUCUUGGAGUAAAGAUUGUAUAUGAAGCAAAUAGCCAAUUUGUAAAAAGAAGAAUUAAAGAAUCAGUUUGAAUUAAUUAAAUAAGGGAAAAUUGAUCUACUGUAAUCUUCUCUUCCUAACGAUUCCCAACAAUAAGGAUCUCGUCAAAUAGAGGAUCAUCCCAUUUCAAGUUAAAAAAAAGGAAGACCCUAAACCGCACUUCCGAAUAAAAAAACAGAAAUUUAAAGACCAAAAUCUGCGCUUACUAAGAAGGUAUAAAAUGAAGAAAAAAAAGUAAUGAAAAUAAUUGAUGAUCCUUAAAAAGAGUAUGAUUUAGAAUUAUUGGAAUAAUAAUAAUAAGAAGAAAUGAUUAAUGUAUUUAAGUUAACUUAGUUUUAGCUUUUGGAAAAUGAGCAAAGAUUAGAAUAAGAAAGAGAGAAAUAACUAUAUUAAGUAGAGAACAAGCAAGAAUAGAUAAGAUUAGAAAAAAUAUUUUAGAUUGAAAGAACUUAAGCAUAAAAAAGAAUACUUGAUUUAUAGGAGGAACAUAAAAACUAAAUAGAAGAAUUUAUGUCUAAUUGA